UAAUAUUUUUUUUUUUUUUGGUACCUAAACCCUAUACAAAACGCGAUUACAAAAAAAACCCCGCCUCCUCCUCCUCCUCCUGCAACGCUCCUUUCUACGGCAAGGCUCUGAUUUUAGCUCCUACUGAUCGUGUUUCAGUUAACAAAGCAAAUUGAGAAAGAAAAGAAAAAAAGAUGUUCUAUCUGAGCUUGAUAGAGCACAAGAUGCUAUUGCCUCCUCGUCUUCUGAAUCUUCCUCUCCAAGAUGCUAUCAAGGAAGAGCUUCAAAAUAUCUUCUUGGAUAAGGUUAUAUCAAAGCUGGGACUUUGUAUUUCAAUCUAUGACAUCAGAAAAAUUGAUGGUGGCUUUAUAUCUCCCGGUGAAGGUGCUUCAACCUAUACGGUGGAGUUUAGAAUGAUUGUUUUUCGUCCUUUUGUGGGAGAGAUUAUAUCUGCGAAACUUAAAGAAUCCACUGCAGAUGGUUUGCACUUGUCACUUGGAUUUUUUGAUGAUAUUAACAUACCAGCUGGUCUUAUACAAAAACCAUCCCGUCAUGUUCCAGACCCAGAGAAUAGGUAUAAGGUCCUAUGGGUGUGGGAAUUUAAUGGCGAAGAGUUUUUUGUAGAUGGCAUUGAUGAGAUAAGGUUUAAAGUUAUCAGUGUAACAUAUCCCCCAACUCCUAUUGAGCAACAAGGGGAGCCAUUUGCACCGAUGGUGAUUAUAUUUUGCAGGGAUCGAUUGAUGGUGAUGGUUUAGGUCCAGUUUCGUGGUGGCAGUGAUGCAGGAGAUUUUAAGGACUUGUAAUCUUGAAGCACCUUUUUCAUAGGAAAGGUAGACGGAGCAUGUAUGCAGUUAUUGUAUCGCAAUUGACAAUAACACACCAUCUUUGAAACUUCUAGAUUUUUUUUUAUCAUCCUAGAAGUUCAGCAUAUUAGAUCAUAUAGCAUUCAGUGUUUAACUUGACAUAAAGAACCUGGCUGUUCUUUACACUGAUUGUGAUACCAGGCUGCAAUAGAAAGUUCAUUACACAAUUAUGGUCCUCUGGAAAUAGAGUUCUGGCCACAUCAUCUGUGAUCAUUGCAGGUGCUUUGUAAUUGAUCAAUCAAUCUUCCAUUCUCAAUUAUAAAGGAAAUUAGCCACUAAAAUCAGAAGCUAGAAUUUAUUUAA
Molecule: messenger RNA, 1145 nt
Organism: Populus trichocarpa (black cottonwood)
Lineage: Eukaryota; Viridiplantae; Streptophyta; Magnoliopsida; Malpighiales; Salicaceae
Exons: 8
Coding region: 174-734 (186 amino acids)
Biological process (GO): transcription initiation at RNA polymerase III promoter; DNA-templated transcription
Cellular component (GO): RNA polymerase III complex
Source: RefSeq, a predicted model, not a curated record